Molecule: messenger RNA, 1446 nt
Organism: Drosophila willistoni
Lineage: Eukaryota; Metazoa; Arthropoda; Insecta; Diptera; Drosophilidae
Exons: 2
Coding region: 1-1446 (481 amino acids)
Source: RefSeq, a predicted model, not a curated record
AUGUUGGAGUAUAUGGAGUAUAUGUCCUUGCUCCGUUUGCUGGUGAUUGCCAUCAAUUGGAGUUGGCCAGGAGCAUUGCCAGUUUGUGCCCAAUACACAAUGGACGACGAAAGUUAUCUAAAUGGCGAACAGCGACCACUAUGGAUACUUGAGGAUCAGCUAAUGAAGCGAGAGCGUGAAGAUCGACCAGAGGCCGAUUAUAUAACAAGCACGCGGGCUGUCCCAACCACACGGAGACAGGAGGCAAGAUCACCGGCUUCCAUAACAUUUCUAGUCCGCGGUGGCGGCUCAGCUACAACUAUUUCACCAGUUUUAAUGUCGCCUCAAAGGCGUUUUAUGUUGCCACGAAGAGUGCAAUUGCCCCAUCGAUAUGUUCAGGGGAUGGCACGUGCCCGAAGUCUGCCACCACCGCCAGCACCGCCAGCACCGCCAGCACCAGCAAGGUCACCAAGAUCACAACGACGACGAGCUCAACAUUUGCCCAUCUUUGACAAUGCGCCUGGGGACAAUGCCUUGACGGAGCGAAAUUAUCCAAUAUUUAUCUAUAAUGGUACCAAGGGUGAACUCAUUGUAAACACUAUGCUUAGCCAUCAGAGAUAUCCCAUGAAGGAGCCAGUGCCGGGACAAGUUCUCUAUCCGCCAUCGACUCCAAUGUUUCGACCUAGACCCAUAGUGGAACGUUUUCGUGUGCCUGGCCAUAGGGAAAUGCUCAAUUUAACUCUAAUACCCUUCUAUGCACAUGAGGCCAUAACGACAUCAGAAGCACCCGACACAACCACCACAAUGACCACCACAAGCACCACCACCACAACACCCACACCACUGACAUCCUUUGAGACACAAUUACCGCGCAGUAGCAAGCGAAAAAAGCGAAAGAGGGCCAAACAAUACAGUGCCUAUUAUUCACCUGAGCAGGUAGUUCAAUGGCAGCCAUCCUAUGACACGACCAUCAAUGAGAAUCAUCGUCAUUUCACAGUCACCGAUAGGCUGGAAAGCUUGGUGGAAGAAAACGAAGAAGCAGAGGAGGAGGAAGAUGUGCAAGAAGAAGAUCACGAGCAAAACCAAAACGAAAACGAGUCAAAAUCAACUUUUGAUAGAAAAAUCGAUAUUGAUAUAGUAGAUGGAACAUCUAGCAAUGGUCCCACCCAUUCAUCCGCCUUUCAUAUAGUCUAUGUGGACGAGAGUCUAGAGCCGCCGGCAAUUAGCAGCAGCAGCCCACCCAUGCCACCCAUUCAGAGUCGACAAAGUUCACGUUAUGCAUUGAAACGCGAGUAUUUCGCAUUUCCGGUAUAUACACUGGGUAAGCUAUUGCAAAGUCCUUCUCCUACGACCCAACAAAGUCAGCGGACCAGUCGAGAAAAAUGCACCAAAGAUUGCACCGACCCAGACAACUCGGUAGAACAAAUGGAAUCCAAUAAUACUUGGUUUAUUUUGAAUUCCCGGUAA